AUGAUUAGUUCAAUAUUGAUUGAUUAUUCAUUGGACUAUUGUUUUGAAUUUAUUAUAAGUAGUUCAACAAUUUCUGAUACUUUUAUUGAAACAAAAUAUUUAAAAUUCAUUAAUAAUAAAAAAAGAAUUAGAUAUUGUCCAAAAGUUAUAUUUAAUAAACGUGUUAUUUGUAUACUUAAUGGUACAUAUUGGAAAAAUUCAUAUGAUUAUCAAUUAGAAUAUCCUUUUACUCAAAUAGAUUGUCCAUGUUUUGGUUCUGAUUGUUCUAUUAAUACUUCUGUUAAAGAACUUUAUUUUCCAAAUGUACCUAUUACAACAAAAAUUAAUGAUUUCAUAACAAAUUUAUAUUUUGAAGAAAACAAUAAUCUUAUUAGUGUUACUUGUCAAUCUCAAAUCGCUCAUUUCCCUGGAAUGGUUUCUUUUCAAUCAAAUUCAACAAACUUAGUUAUUCAACAAAUUACUCAUGACCAAAAUGGAUAUUGUAUUCUAUUAGAUGAUACUGUAAGUUUUCCUUCUUAUGAAAAAACUAUAUUGACAACUUCUACUUUUUCUGUUAGUGGAAUGUCAUUUACUUUAUUUACAAAAGAAUCAUUUAUUAUUUAUAUGGGAGAGUUAUUUACUAAUUAUGUUUUAGAUAUUAAUUCUAUCUUUCCAAUUCUUCUUCUUUCAGUUAAUGGAUAUAAAACUACUGAUUCAGAUUCAUUUUGUCAUUUUGGUCUUAUUAAAAAUAAUCAAAAUAUUUGUCUUAGAAAAGCUAGUAUUCAAUGUCCUUCUUUUACUUAUCCUAAUUCUGAUUUUACAUCAUGUCUUCCAUGUAUCGAUAUUCAUUGUAAAUGGUGUAACAAUGAAAUGUGUUUUGUAUGUGCUGAUGAUUAUUUAUUAUCAAUAGAUGGUGUUUGUGUUAUGUUAAGUGAUAAAUCUCAUUCAACAAAUAAUCACUUGGUUUAUUGUGAAAAAGGAAGAGUUUUAAAUAAUAUAUGUACUGAUUAUGACAUUAACGAACCUUGUGUUUUAUCUUAUGAAUCAAAAUGUUAUCAAUGCAAUGGAGAUCUUCAUUAUAUUUUAAAUGACAAUAGUUGUUCAAUUUCAGAACAUUCAUUAGUUGUUGGAACAAAUUCUAUUAUUCAAUGUGACGAUGGGUAUUAUGAAUUAAAUGGAAUAUGUAUUUCAUGUAAACAAUUUGGAAACCAAUGUUCUCAAUGUUCAGCAACUAAAUGCGAAAGAUGUGAUGAUGGAACUCCUCUUCAAAAAGAUGGGACUUGUAGAAUUCCUUAUUGUCAAAAACAAGAAAAUGGAAAAUGUAGUAUUUGUACUGAUGAUUAUUCUACAAAUAUUAUUGGUUAUUGUGAAGAGAAAAUUGAAAAUUGCCAAAUUAGGUCUAUUUCAACAAAAGAAUGUAUUAUUUGUCAACCUGGUUUUGUUCUUCUUAAUGGUCAAUGUUAUAAAUCUAUUCAAAACUGUGAAACUAAUACUCAAGUAGGUUGUCUUAGAUGUGAAAAUUCAUAUUAUGCAUCUGAAGGAGUAUGUAAACCAUGUGAUUCUAAUUGUAAAACAUGCCUUUUAGAGAAAAAUAAAUGUUUUAGUUGUGAUUCUGGAUAUUAUUUAACAAAUCACAUGUGUGAAACAGACUCAAUUAUUUCUGAACGAUGUUCCCUUUACUCUAUUAAUGGUAAAUGUGUAAAAUGUAAAAAUGGAUAUUAUAGAGAUGGUGUUUCAUGUAUUGAUUGUGAUAUUUCUUGUUCAACAUGUAAUAAUGCAAAUGGUUGUUUAACUUGUAACUCAACUAAUUUUAAAAAUGGAGAUAAGGUAUGUGUCCCUAAAUCAACUAUCCAAGGUUGUGCUGUAGAAAUAACAGAAAAAGGUUGUUCUAAAUGUGAUGACGGUUAUUAUCUGAAUAAUAAUAUUUGCGAUAAUUGUUUAGAUUCAUGUAUAUCAUGUAAUGAUAGAUUUACUUGUGAUAAAUGUGCUAAUGAAACUGUUUGGUAUUCAGGUAGAUGUAUUUAUUACAGUAAAAUACCAUAUUGUAUUAAAGCAGAAAACUCUCGUUGUACUAAGUGUUCAUUUGGACAUACUAUAAUAGAUGAUACUUAUUGUUCUAAUUUUUCACUUCCAUUAUGGAUUUUAACAUUAAUUAUAAUAGGAGCCAUCUGUUGUUUGGGUGUUCUUAUUUCUAUUAUAAUAUCUCUGACUCUUUUGAGAUUUAGAAUAUUAAAGAAAAGCAAGUUAAAUUAUACUUUAGAAAAUAUGUCUAAAACAAAAGUAUUACAACACCGUUUAGAUGACUUUAUUGUAUGUGACUUAAGUAAAAUAACUUUCAACUCUACUGAUAACCCAAUUCCUGUCAGAAGUAUUUCUGUUCAAUCCAUUUAUAUUGGCAACUCUGGAAAACAUCCAAUUUUAAUUCAACUUAUUUCAUUCAAAAAUAACAAAUUUAAAAUAAAAUUUAAACCAGAUGUUGUUAACCUUAAACCAAAGAAGAUGUGUAAAAUUAAAGUUUGUGUCUUUCCUUUUUGUACAUUGACAGAAGAAUCUACUAUUAAAAUACAUGUUAAAAACAUAAUAUUACAUAAAUCAAAAUAUUCUUAUAUAAAACUAUUACUCAAUACUCAAGUUUCAUGUUAUAUUAAUGAAGAUGACUUAAAACAAUUUGAAAAAAUUGGUGAAGGGUCAACAGGAGUUGUGUAUAAAGGAUCAUAUAAAGGACAUCCAGUUGCAAUUAAAAAAAUUAGAGAUAGGUUUUUAAACGUAAAUGAAACUGAACAGUUCUAUAAAGAAACACAAUUACUUUACCAAUUUCGUAGUGAUUACGUUGUUUAUUUCUAUGGAUCAGUUAUUAAUUGUUCAACUUUUAUGUUUGUUACUGAACUGUCUCCAUAUGGUAGUUUUCAUAAUCUUGUUGUAAACAAACCUGAUACUUUUAGUAAAAAAUUUAAAUAUAAAUGUUUAUUAGACACUGCACAUGGUAUUCAAUACCUUCAUUCUAAUGGUAUUUUACAUAGAGAUAUUAAACCAGAUAAUAUACUAUUAUUUUCUUUAGAUGAAAAUUUAUUAGUUAAUGCAAAAUUGACAGAUUUUGGGUCAUCAAGAAGUGUUAAUAUGUUGUUAACAAAUUUAACAUUCACGAAAGGAAUUGGAACACCUGCAUACACAGCUCCAGAAAUAUUAGAUAGUGGACGUUAUAAAAAACCAGCUGAUAUUUUUGCUUUUGCUAUUACAAUGUAUGAAAUAUUAGAUUGGAAAACACCAUAUAAUACUCCUUUAUUUCCAUUUGCAUGGAGUAUAGCUGAUUUUGUUACUCAUGGAAAAAGAUUGAUGAAGACCAAUAAAAUAGAUGAUGAGGAAUAUAAAAUUAUUCAGAAAUGUUGGGUUGAUGAACCAAGUCAACGAAUAACUGUAGAAGAAGUUAUUUCUCAACUCCAAAAGUUGUACUCUAAUUAA
This is a messenger RNA of Entamoeba dispar SAW760, 3438 nucleotides long. RefSeq names its product protein serine/threonine kinase, putative. The transcript has a single exon. Gene Ontology annotation, biological process: protein phosphorylation. Lineage: Eukaryota; Evosea; Mastigamoebida; Endamoebidae. Gene Ontology annotation, molecular function: ATP binding; protein kinase activity. The coding region runs from base 1 to 3438 and encodes 1145 amino acids. The record is from RefSeq and is a predicted model, not a curated record.